UGUAGAUACAAGUGCGACGCGUCGACUUACUCUUAGAGAGGCCUCCCGGACGUACCCCGAACCCAGUCAAAGCAGGAUUUGUCAUCGUGCAGCCAGUAUUAUCUCUCCAAAUGGACUUGGUCUGGCCAAUCCCGAGCCGCGAGAGGCGGUCUGGCCCUUUUCCUAAUCCACGGGUGCUUAAUAUCUCUCCCAGACUGGCGCGCGGUACAGAUAUCAAGGGCAUCAGCCCAGCAUGGUACUCUUGUUGAUUGCUCUUCCGGGGCUCGGCUGCGAAAAUGUCCUCUCCUGACCGAAAAGAACCUCCUGCUCACGAUGACGAGUUGCAGCGCCCUACCGGCCUUGGUCCCAACACCAAGCGCCGACUUCACGAUUCAAGUGUGACUUUCGAAGAAUAUCACUACUACGCCUUGCGCACCCGCGCUCGAGAAGAUGCUGAUCACGGCAAGCAAGAGAGCGGUGGCAGACUGAGCGGGGUCCUUUUCGGCAGGGAGAUCAAAUCCGAUGGCGCGAGAGAUGAAAAUAAUAAUGCCUCGUUUCCAGCCGAGGGUCACGCGUCGCCGCGUGCCGCCAUCACUGCCGAUGAAUGGGCAAAUGCUUCGCGUGCGUUGAGGACAGCAAGCUGGGGUGCUGGGUUCUAUCUCAUUACCACAGACAUCCUGGGCCCUUUCGGAGUCCCUUUUGCCAUUGGGACGCUGGGAUGGGGUCCCGGUCUGGCGCUUUUCACGGCCUUUGCUCUGGUCGCCAGCUACUCCGGUUUUCUCCUCUGGAAAGUGUAUCUUGGGUUGGACUCGACUGAGUAUCCAUUGCUCAAUUACGGGGACAUCGUCCUUCGCCUGUUUGGGUCCUUUGCUCGGCACAUCGUCAACAUACUCCAGGUGGUCCAGUUUAUUGCCAUCACAGGACAAGUCAUUAUUCAAAAUGGUCAGGGCAUCUCACAGGCAGCACGUUUCAGAAUAUGUUAUGCUGUUUGCUGUGUUAUCUUUACGGCCGUCGGUUUUGGUGUCAGUCAAAUUAGGACCCUUCGCAAUUACGGCAUGAUCUCAGCGUUGGCCGUCUGUCUCAACCUCUUGACUAUUUUUAUGACCAUGGGGGUUAUGGCACACAGUCCCCCUAACUUCGCAAUCAGUGUGUUAGGCUCAUCAGGCUCGGCAACGCUACCGGACACAAUUGCACCCGACAAACAGGGGCAUUAUCCCUCUAUCAGGCAUUACGGUGGUCUUCCAAAUCCGAACAGCCUGGUGGGAUCCAUCAAUGGCCUGAUGCAGAGCGUCUUCGCCUUUGGGGGCGCGCAAAUGUUUGUGGAAAUAAUGGCAGAGAUGCGACGACCGUAUGACUUUAUCAAAUCUUUGUGUGCUGCACAGUUUUUCAUCUGGGUGGUUUAUCUCACCUAUGGUUGUUAUGUCUAUCACUUCCAAGGCCAAUAUACCUAUCAGGUUGCGUACCAAGGUGUGUCUAUCUACGGCUGGCAGGUCGUGGGAGACAUCCUGGUGGGAAUCAGUGGCUUGAUCUCCGCAGGUCUGUACAGCAACAUCGGCAUCAAGGUGUUCUACAACAACGUCCUGACGGAUCUACUGGGGGCGCCGCCACUUACGACUAGAGUAGGGAAACUCAUUUGGGCCGUCUUGGUCCCUCUCUGGUGGUCGACUGCGUUCGUCGUGGCCGCGUCGAUUCCCGACUAUUUUGGAUUCGUGUCGGUGGUUGCUGCCGUGUGCAUCCUUCAGUUUUGCUACACAUUCCCCCCAAUCAUCGCCCUGGGGUACUCCAUCAGAAAGAACGCGAUGCAUCGCGACGAUGGAUUCGAUCCGCGCACUGGAGUCGUUACUCGUUGCGACGACGGCCCUAAGAGAUGGAUUCGAGGAUUCUUCUCGGGAGCCUGGUACGUCAAUGUGUGGCACGUCGUGAUCGCCGGGGGUGCCCUUGCGACUGCCGGCCUGGGAACAUACGCCUCGAUCGAAUCUAUGAUUGAAACGUUCCAGAUACCGCAGGUGAACGCCUUUACGUGCACAUCACCACUUGACCUGCGCCAUGCUUCGUGACAGAUGUUGUCCGGAAAUUGAGAGAAAGAGAAGUGAUUGGUUUUAAACCGCAAAACAACACGAACACCACUCAACACCAGCGUUUCUCCUCCCAGUAUACAGUGCAGACGUUUUCACGCCAGACCGUGUGAUCAGCGCUUGAACUUUUCCUAAGAUAUACAAGCUGCUCACGCAAGAACGUUGAGUUGUUCAGCUCGACGGCAAUCGGGAAACAAGAUCGCCACCUCAAGCGCACCAAGAUCCCAUAUCAAAAGUCGUUACUCGUUGCGGCGACGGGCGUUCAGAGACGGAUUCGGUGGUUCCGGUGCAGCAUGAAUUACAGCGUAUAAAUAAGAGGCUUCUACGCAAAUAACCAUGCAGCGAGACGGUCUCAAAAUAGCGUGAAUACACCAAUUCUGGUAUGUCUUGGGUUGUGUUUACCUCGCGGUGGCACACUGGAAAGGCGUGCGAAAUAGAUGCCUAAUCGCUGAGCUAGACCUUCAAGUACAGUACUGCAAUGGAUUGACAAGGCCACAUUCAGGAAGCUAGAAUCC
Cladophialophora immunda is the source of this 2569-nucleotide messenger RNA. RefSeq lists its product as uncharacterized. Gene Ontology annotation, cellular component: vacuolar membrane. NCBI's taxonomy places the organism in Eukaryota, Fungi, Ascomycota, Eurotiomycetes, Chaetothyriales, Herpotrichiellaceae. The record is from RefSeq and is a predicted model, not a curated record. The coding region runs from base 276 to 2036 and encodes 586 amino acids. The transcript has a single exon. Gene Ontology annotation, molecular function: amino acid transmembrane transporter activity. Gene Ontology annotation, biological process: amino acid transmembrane transport.